GCUGAUAAAUGUGACGCUGCCGAUAUCCGAUGCGGUAGUGAGUGUCACCGAGCGAAAGCAGUGUAGCGGAGGAGAGAUAUCGAAAGGAACUGAAUCACGGCGCUGAAACGGAUAAAGUGUCCGUGUGUUAGUCCGCGCCCGGGACAUCAGUGAUGGGGAACGCGGAGAGCGGCGGCACCGGGAGCGGUGAUGAGGAGGACAUCGAGGCGGAGAGCCCGAGUUUCACGGAAGGCGGCCCGGCCUCUGCGGGGGCCACGGGAGCCGGGACCGGCGGAGGGAGCAGCGGAUCAGCAGCAGCAGGGGUCUCCGGCUCAGGACGCAGCGGCAGGGGCUCGAGUCACGCGGCAGGAGCGAGUUCCGGCCUGCCAUCGCCCGAGGCCCUGAUGGAGCAGGUGCGGCUGAGAGAGGCAGCGGGCCGCGCCGGCGACACCACCACUCUCACCGUGUCGGAGUCCGCGAUCGCCCGCAAUGAGAGCGCGCUGGUGCGCUGGCUGGAGGAGAGACUCGGCCGCGGGGAGGAAACCCUCACCCUGGAGCAGUUCUGUGACAUGCUGGAGAGCAGAGACGCGCAGCGGGACGAGUGCGAGGAGGCUUUUGGUCAGUUUGAUGCCGAGGGCGAUGGGGUUGUUGAUGUCGAGACCAUGCUCAUGGCCCUGAAGAACAGCAACGGUGCAAAUCUGCAAGGAGAACUUAGUCACGUGAUCAGGCAGCUGCAGGCCUGCUCUCUGACUCCAGGAUUUGUGGACAUCUUCUCCAAGUCAAAAGACAGAAUAGGUGCACACGCCUCAAAGAUCCUGAAGUUCCUGCACAGGAAUCGCAUCCCAAGUAGUGCAAUUCCCUUCCCCAUUCUGGAUGGCUACAAUAGCAUCAGCGCCAUGAGGGCUGCAGUGCUGCAGGACUUCCUGGAUUACCUUCUGCAAAAGGAGAAAGAUUUGGACAUUCAGUACGGGACAGAGCUGACCCAGGGCCCGGAAGUGGAUCGGGUCAAGGUGGUGUCUCAGUGUUACAGCUCCAUCGAGGCCUCAUCCAACAGCCCAGACAUCCACCGGAUGACCAACGGUGAAACCGUGUCCUACUGGCAGUCUGACGGCAGUGCACGCUCCCACUGGAUCAGGUUAAAGCUGAAGCCAGAUGUGGUGCUGAGGCGAUUGGCUAUCGCUGUGGCGUCCAGCGAUCACAGCUACAUGCCACAGCUGGUGUCUGUAUCUGUAGGAAAGAGCCGGCGCUCGCUGCAGGAGAUCAGAGACAUUCGCAUCCCCAGCAACGUCACAGGCUACGUGCCCCUUCUGGACAACGCCAACGUCUCUCAGCCAUAUGUUCAGAUCAACAUUAAGCGGUGUUUAAGUGAUGGCUGUGAUACGCGGAUCCACGGCCUGAAGACCAUGGGCUACCAGGUGACCAAGAGCAAGGAAGUGUCCGUGUCUGACGCCUCGGCCAUCUGGUACCUCUCUCUGCUCACCUCACUGGUGACGGCGUCCAUGGAGACGAACCCCGCCCUUGCAAACACUGUCCUCCAGAGCACACAAAAAGCCUUAGAGCACAUGCCGCCACUGUCGUUAGCGCCGUCCUCCACAGAGUUCCCAAAGUUCUUCUCCCCCAACAUCCUGGAAGAAGUGGACGCCUUCCUCCUCCGAAUCGCAGAUUGCUGUGUGACCCCGGCUGCAGAGUUGACCCUCUUGGCGUUUGCUCUGGCUCGGGGCAGUGUGAUGAAGGUGUUGCUGUCUCUGGCGGGGAUGUGUGAGCACGUGGACUCGGAGUAUCGUGCUGCGUCACUGCUGGCCUCCAUGGGCUCAGUUCGCCUCCACCUGCUCUACCGCAACGGUAAAACUUUACAGCUGCGUUUGCAGGCAUGCGAUGUGAAGAGCCGAGAUGAUAAGUGUGGCCCGGAGAACAUGCUGACCGACCCCUCGACAGGAGACGGUUUUCUCACCGAGUGCGGGAAGACGAGAGCCAGCGUCAUUCUCUCCACCGAGGACCAGACGUGCUUCCAGGUCACACAGAUCAGAAUCAAAGUGCGUAAAGGAGCCAUCGGCGCUAAAUGCGGCCUGGUGUUCGCUUACAACGACUCGGAGGCUUUUGACGCAGACAAGCACUUUAAGAAGUUCAGGAAGUACGACACGUGGGAUUUUAAGGACUACAAGGAGUUUGUUCAAGACAAACAUUCCAGUAAAGGAGCAGCAGAGGUGAGAGAAGAGAAUCCUGUAGGCUGGUUUGAGCUGGAGGAAGACUGGAAUGAUGUGGAGAUCAAGCUACAGCAGUGCCGCGUUGCAAAUUUUCUCAUGGUGAAGUUCGUGUGCGUGAGGCAGGACUCGGCCGAGCGGCUCGGGGUUCAGCAGCUAGCCUUUAGCGGCUACUUGUGUCCGGAUUCUGAGAGACUGGAGGAAGAGGAGGAGCAACUGAACACUCGCACACAGGGAGCCAACUGCGGCCUGGUCACGGGCCUCACACUAAUCCGAAAGACCCUGUACUUCAUCCAGCAGCUCACUCGAGACAUGGACAUGAUGAUGCAAAAGCAGAAGUCUUUGUUGGACUUCAGCGGGCUGAACCUGCCGCUCUUCUGGGACUUCUACAGAAAACUCAGGUCGAUAGGUGGAGAGGAGGCAAUGAAAGCCCAGGUCCUUCUGCUCCAGCUUCUUCAGAAUUGUUUCCCAGCUCUUCCUGCCUUGCCGGAGUCCCGGGGCUCACCGGAAAAGACGACAUCAUCAUCACCUGCAGCUGGAGCAUCAGUGAGCACAGAUGUGGAUCCAGCUGAGGCUGUAGGGGAGCUAUAUAGUCACCUCUGUCAGGUUGUUGACGGGCCUGAAGGAGAGUCUGCAGUGGAAAAAGCUCUGAGGAAACAGGCAGUGAAAGCCGUCCUGAGCGGCGCAGCCAUCUUCUACCCAGACAAACAGAGCCGGCGAGACAAACUCUUUGACAUGAUGAAGAACUUAACGGAAGAAAAUCAGCCCGAGUCGGCAAAGCUGACAUUCGAGUCACUCUGUAAUUAUUUCAGUGAUCAGGACCCGAGCGGUCUGCUGCUUCUGCCUCCUAAAGGAGCGCCUGCUGACUUUGACAUCUCCCCUAUCCUCAGUGUUAUGGACACACUGCUCCUCGUCGCCACUAGAGAGUGUGAGGUGAUGCUGGAUAGCUCUGGAGGAUCCAGUCGGAAGGUCCUGCUCUCUCUCUUCUGGGCUCUGCAGGGCAGUUUGCUCUCCUGGUGCUUCCUCCAGCUCAAAGGAGGCGCAGCUCCAGCCUGCGAUCUGGCCAGAGACAUCCUGAUCAAAUAUGUAGCACAGUUCCUCACCAACACCCGAACCACGCUGAGCUCCCUGCUGGAGAGAUACUCUGCCACCGACAUCGUCGCCAAGCUCGGCAACUCCAUCGUCACCAUGGCAACCAGGCAGCUGGCGAUCUUCCUGCUGGAGCUGUGCGCUCUGGACAUUCCUCACUGCAGCAUUCUCAGGAGUUUCUUCUCUUUGCUGGAGCUGCUCAAGAAGCUGGCCAGCAGCGUCGAGGACUCUUCCAAGGGGGACGUGGACGGCUGGCAGAAUCCUCAGCAGCCGGUGGUGUUGAGGACAUGGGCAAUGGAGUCCCCUCACAAUUAUGAAGACAGUAAACAUGAGAACACUGUGUUCCUCUGUCCCGGUGCCACGUAUUUCGAGGUGGAUUUCGACGAACGCUGCGAGACGGAGAAGAGGUACGACUAUUUGGAAUUUACCGAUUCCAGAGGAGGCAAAGUGCGGUAUGACAUGAAAGUCGGCUCUGAAAAGUGGCCAAAGAAAGUGACGUUUAAAGCAGGCCACCAGCUGCAGUUCCUUUUCCACUCGGACAGCAGUAACACUGAGUGGGGCUACAAGUUUACAGUAACAGCAUUCGGGCUUCCAGACAUCAGCGUCUCCUGGAUCUCUGACCUGCAGCUCCUCGUGUCGAGGCUGAUGGGUCGCCUGGCUUCACGCACCAUGGCGUUCAAAUCCUCAAAUGACGUUCACAGCGUGAAGGAGCUUCCUGCAGCCAUGAUGAACCACGUGAUCGCCUCUCCUCUGUGGAAGCCCGUGUUCACACAUGGCGUGAGUCGACAAGCCAGAAGUCGAGAACCUGAACACCGUAGCGAUGACGCGCAACAGACAAAAUCCGUCGCCUCCGGAGAUGACCUGGUGGAGUUCCUGUUGGACUUUGUUCGCUGGGAUCCUUCCUGUGAGUCGCGUGCUGAAAGGGUGGAGCUUAUGAGGGUCCUCAUGCUGUCGUGUAAGAAGCAGCUGGUCAGAAACGAGAUUGCUACGGGGUCGAAGGUCGAUCAGGCUGUAAACGCUAUCUGGGCAGCUAUGGUGUACCACACCCCAGCUCUUCACACUUCCCUCAGAAACUUUGUGGUAAAGCAGGGGCAGAGCUGUGUGAGUGAGGACCUCGCCCAAGUCUACAUGCUCGCUGAUGGCAUCAGGACCUGGAUGUUGGAGAUGAAGCAGCGCUGGUCCCUGCUGGCCAAAACAAACGGCUCAGGAGAGAAAGGGGACGGUCAAAGAGAAGUUACACCCGAGUAUUUGGCUGAGAUCUGUAUCAGUAAGAGCUUGCUGUUGUUCAGGUUCAGCCCUGGUGCUGGCACUGCCGCUGCACCACCUCCAUGUCCUGAUCCCUGUAAACCAGCAGAGAGCCCCAUCGUCCCUGCUCUCCCUCACUCCGUGUCUAUAUCAGAAGGUGACUUCCAGGCCUGUCCUGCUCCCUCCUCCUCCCAGAGUCCUACAAGCGUCGAGACCCAGAUCUGUGCUUCCUCAGAUCCCGGCGCUUCCAGCAGUGCCAGUGCUCAGGGUUCUCGAGGGUCCACAGAGAGCCUUCACUCUCAGGGCGGAGAGCCCGUGUCCCCACUGACCUUUUCCCGCAGAGCGCUGUCCAGCCGCGGCCGCCUCCGACUGCUUUCCUACCGCUCGGUGGAUGAAACGCGUCCCACGGUGUCGGUCAAAGAGAGAUUCCCAAUUCUGAAACACAUAUUCAGCUUUGUGAAGGACAUGGCGAUUAGUGAGACCAGUGUUCUCCAGACUCUUGCCUUAAAAAAGUCCCAGGCUAUGAGUGUGUGUGAAGUUUUAGACAUGGUGCAGCAAUGUUUACGGUCCCUGGGGAACCCACACCUCUUCCAGGCUCCCUGUAUUCUGUUCCUGCAGGAGCUCCUGGCCUGCCAGAAAGACUUCACCAAUUACUUCUCCCAGUUAACUGGCUGUGGGCUGGAUCUGAAGGAACAGGUCAGAUCAUCCUACCAUCAGCUCAUUCAUAUGCUCGUAGACGCGGUGCAAGGAUUCAACGAGCUCAGCGACAAGGUGCUGCUGCCGGCAUUGUCGUGUGUGCAGACGUGUCUCCUCCACCUGCUGGACAUGAGCUGGGAAGUUCAAGACCUGCCUCUUUUUGAAGACAUCAAGCUGCCUGAUCUGCUGCUCACCAUGUCUCAGGAGAACAUCAGCGUCCAUGACAUCGCCAUCAGUCAGUGGACGGAAGAGGAUGAGAUCGCUGACUACGAGAGGAACACGGAGUGGAUGGACGAAUGCAUGGACGGCAUGUUCGAGAAGUGGUUCGACAAGAUCACCCAGGCCUCAGCAGAAGACAAGAGAAAGAUGCACAUGUUCAUUGCGCGGUACUGCGAUCUGUUGAACGUGGAGAUCUCGUGUGAUGGAUGUGAGAGAAUCGCUCCUGGACACCGCUACCGCUGUCUGCAGUGCACUGACAUGGACUUGUGCAAGACCUGCUUCCUCAGCGGUGCAAAGCCUGAAGGGCACGAAGACGAGCACGAGAUGGUGAACAUGGAGUACGCUUGUGAUCACUGCCAGGGUCUCAUCGUAGGCAGCAGGAUCAACUGUAAUGUCUGCGAGGAUUUCGACCUCUGCUUCGGUUGCUACAACGCUAAGAAAUACCCUGACAGUCAUCUCCCCACCCACCGUAUCACAGUCUACCCCAUGGUGACCAUCCGCAUCAGCGAUCGGCACAGGCUCAUCCAGCCAUACAUCCACAACUACUCCUGGCUCCUGUUUGCCAGCCUGGCUUUGUUCACCUCCGAGGUGAUGAACGAGUCGACGGACGCCAUGGCUCAGGGUCACGCCGCAGCACUGCAAAGCCGCUGCUCGCAGCUCAUCACGGAGUGUUUGAUGAAGGGCCAGACGGGAAAAGGUUUGCGCGCUUCAGCUCUUUUGUCCUUGCUGUCGUCUAAUGAGCCGGAGCCAUGUCCUUCCAGCCCAGAGCCCAGUCAGGAACUCGGCAACUCGGACACAUCGUCUGUACCGAGCAGCAGCGCAGCUCCCUGCUCUCCACCAUCCUCUCUUUUCAAAAUGGUGUCUGCAGACGAGAAGGAAGGGCGGAGCCAGCUGGUUUCCCAGGAUGCACUGGAUUUUCCGUCACUGUCCAGCGAAGACACGCUGUCUCCAGAGCUCAGAGCUACUGAUUCCAGUGGUGAUACCAUCACGUCUCCCACCUCUGAGCACCUGGACAACAGAGAACAGGAAGACGGGACACCAAAAGGGCCUCUGCAGGAGCAGGUGUUCGCCGAGUGUUCCAGGGAGAGGAUUCUGGGAUUGCUGGCAGCCAUGUUACCUCCAGCCAAAUCGGGUACUACAAUUUCCCUCUCCGGUCUGAGCCCAAUCCUGCCUCUGCUCUUCCGUGUGGUCAUCUCAAAUGCAGGCUGUCUGAACGAGGCCUACCACCUGACACUCGGGCUUCUAGGGCAGCUGCUUCUGCGCAUCUCACCCGCCGAGGCUGACGCAGCCGUCACCGAGGCUCUUUCUGAGAAAUACGAGCUCCUGGCGCCAGCCAACGGAGCGAUCAAUGAGGCCGAAGGCUGGAAAACCACUCAGCUUCUGUUCAGCCUCGGAGCUGUGUGUCUGGACAGUCGCAUUGGUUUGGACUGGGCAAGCUCAGUGGCGGACAUCUUGAGAAAUCUGAAUACAUGUCCUCAAUGGUGCGACGUUAUUGCAAGUUUCACCGACUGCUGCAUUCAGCAGUUACCACACCAACUCAAACGCACCAACAUCUUCACUCUGCAUGUCCUGGUCAUCUUCCCUGAGGUGCUGUGUAUGGGAACGCAGUCGGUGUUCAUGGACAAUGCUAACGAGCAACACAACAUCAUUCUGCUCAAACACUUCACCGAGAAGAACAGAGCCGCCGUCGUCGACGUCAAGACGCGCAAAAGGAGGACAGUGAAGGAUUACCAGCUGAUGCAAGUUGAUGAAAGCUUGGCUCUGUCCAGCCACUACCUGAAGAACUUUAUCUCCAUUGUGAACCAGUUGCUACAGGCUGGGGUGGAGAGCAGCUCCUCGGAUGCAGUGGAGGCCACCUGGGUGCUCUCGCUCGCCCUCAAAGGCCUCUACAGCAUCCUUAAGAAGCAUGGCAACGAGCAGGCCCAACAGGCCAUGCAGAGCGCCGGCCUUAUGCAGCUGCUGGUACACAAAUGCAGUAAGGGCACAGGCUUCAGCAAGACGUGGCUGCUGCGUGACCUGGAGAUCCUCUCCAUCAUGCUGUACUCCUCCAAACGUGAGAUCCACUCCAUGGCUGAGGACAGCGAGUGCGGCGAGCGAGAGGAGGACCGAGAAAGGGAGAAAGAGCACGACUCAGACCUUCUCAGCUGCUGCGCUGAAGACGUCGACCCACUCGAAGGGCUGGAUGAAGAUACCAAGGCCUGCUUCCAGCUUACUCAUGAUGCCCUAAACGCUCCUCUACACAUCCUGAGAGCCUUGUAUGAGCUCCAGAUGAAGAGGACAGACUCGUUUUUCCGGGAAGUGCAGAAACGAUUCGACGGAGACGUAAUAAAGACGGAUGAGACGAUCCGGACGCUAGCCCAGAAAUGGCAGCCUGUUAAACGCAUGCACUCAGACGAGCGUCAUGCAAAAGCCGUGGACACAGACAUGAUCAUCCUGCCUUCCGUGUUGAAGCCGAGCCGUUGCGAAACAGCCACGGAGGAGACGAACGUGGUGACGCAGAAGCUGAUCACCAUUACGGAAAGUGAGCUGCAGCUCAGUUAUGCCAAACAGCGGCGCACCAAGAGCUCAGCGCUGCUGCACAAGGAGCUGGACGCACGCAGCAACAAGGCUGUGCGCCACUACCUGUUCCGCGUGAACGAGGCUAUCAGCAUCCUGUACGCCAGGCACGUGCUGGCUCUGCUGCUGGCCCACUGGCCUGAUUGUGAUCCGAUCAGGGAGGAGGACUUGGAGCUGAGUGGAGCCUCACAUAUGGCCCACAUCCUUGACAUGCUCAUGCAGCUAGAGGAGAAGCCACUGUGGGAGAAGAUCCUGCAGAAAGUAAUAAAAGGCUGCAGUCAGAGCAUGCUCAACAGUCUGUCCCUGACUGCGUGUCAGUUCAUGGAGGAGCCUGUUAUGGCCAUGCAGUUCCGGGAAUCCAAACACCCCUACGACAACAAUACCAACUUUGAGGACAAGGUGCACAUCCCCGGGGCUUUUUAUCUGUCUGUGAAGUUCGACUCUCGCUGCCAGACUGAAGAGGGCUGUGAUGAGCUGCAGCUGGCCAGCAGCGCCGACUUCCAGCAGGACCUGCACACCUUUAGCGGCUCCUACCACAAAUGGGCUGAUGUGGAGAUACCAGGGGACACUCUUUACUACAGGUUUGUGUCAGACAUGAGUAAUACAGAGUGGGGCUACAAGUUCACUGUGACUGGAGGACAUCGCGGACGCUUCCAAACCGGUUUUGAGAUCCUGAAGCAGAUGUUGUUUGAUGACCAGGCUCUCGCCCAUCUGCCGCUGGCAGACAUCUGGGAAUGGCAGGUGGGCGUGGCCUGUCGUCAGACAGGAAGUCAGCGUCUAAAGGCCAUUCACCUGCUGCUGCGGAUACUGCAGCGUCCUACUCAGUGGGGCUGUGAUUUGACUCUGCUGAAGCCGCUCUGGCAGCUCUUUACCACUAUGGAGGGCGGCGUGAAUCAGGAUCCCACCAGCAUCACAGUCCUGUUGCCUCUUCAUCGAGCUCUCACUGAACUCUUCUUCAUUGCUGAGACCAAAGCCCUGGAGCAGGGCAUACUUCAGGAGUAUCUGCUCGCUCUUACAACCAACGAACAACUCCUAACACGUACAGCUCAGGCCCUGAAGAACAUUGCCGCUAUCAGCCUGGCCAUCAAUUACCCAAAUAAAUCCACCAGACUGCUGAAUGUUUCUCCCUGAGACGAGGAAAGUCGGGGCUGUCGGAGCAGUCCGUGUCCUCCAUCGCUGCCUUCUAAUGGGCAGGUAAAAGGUGUACCAGGAAAGCCCCCUCUCUUUCUCUCUUACACACACACUCACGCACCCACUCUCACACACUCUCUCACACACACCCACACACACCCACGCGUAUGCAGCGUCUUCCAGAAACGGGAUCCCUCCUUAAUCUAAAAGGAACACCGUGAGAAGAGAUCUCCUUGUUUUUAAUGUCAUUUUAGUCAAGGACAUCAGAAUUAGCAACACUGAUUUGAAAGCGCCAUUUGAUUUUUUUUUUUUAUAAUGCCCUCUUUAUUUCUUACUUGAAGCAGUUCCAGCGCUGAAAACAGGGCAAGUGUGCCGCGUGCCAACUUUGCCAUCAUUUCCCUCAGCAAAGUCGCUCCUUCCUCCCUUUAUUUAUGCUCCUCUUUUUCAAGCGCACCUCGGGCGAGACAAUCGAUCAUCUUGAAAGCAGGUCACCUCUCGCCGCAUCGGCCCUAAAAAUACAAGCGGCCUACACAGCCUCAUCCAUCAGAGCGGCCUGAGAUUUCAGUCCAACCAGCGAUGGCAUCGCAGAGAGUCGCUCAAGCGUUUUAUUCUCAGCGUUACUAUUACUCAUUAUUAUGAUUAUUAUUGUUAUUAUUUAAAUGGUUCCAUCACAUGUAUACUGUUGUAUAUCCAUCACUUGAAAAUGCAUAUUGUUAUACGUGUAUUUACGCCUGGGGUGUUGGUUUGAUGUGCCAUAGGCACCUGUAGCCUUAAAGCAAUCAGCAAACUGACUGGUUUCAAAUGUGGGGCUGCUCCAGACCGGAGAAUGAAAUCAUCUUUGACUUAGUUUGUUUGUUUGUUUGUUUUGGAUAAGCUGCUUUAAUUUUUUUUUUCCUGGUUUGAAGAAUUAGAUGAAUGAAAUUAAGGGUAUUGGUAUUUUAAGCUUAAGAGUGUGACAUGGUGGUGGGAGGUUUCCAGGUUUUGGGGGGGGGGUCCUUUUUUUUUUUUUUCUUUUCAUUACAAUAGGACAUCAAGACUCAGAUUUGUGAUUAAAAUCUUUUUUUGAUUUCAUUUUGCUUUAAUGGAUGUAAACUUAAUUAGAAAGUCGUUGACACCAAAGAAACUUCUCGCCUAAAAGGAAAAAAAAAAUAAUAACGUCAUCUUAAUGAAUAAGGAACGUUCCAGAAGGUAGUGCUGGUCUUCUGACAGAAGAUGGGAUGAUGGAUGGUUUGGGUUUUUUUGUUUGUUUGUUUUUUAUUUGAAUUGCUGACUGAAUCUAAGUUAAAGGGAUGAGUUAAUAUUACUGGCGUUGAGGUUAAACACAGACCCUUUAGUCUUCAGUAAUUUUGUUUACAGAAAUGCAAGUACAUACAGAGCGUUAGCUGCUUUCGGUGCCUGAAGUCCACUAUCAAGACGGCUGCCAAGUAGACUUCCAGUCUCUCCAAGCCUCAGAUCUGAAUACGUUUAUGUGCCUAUGUUUGAAAUGAAGCAAUCUUGAUUUGCCAUGUCAUUGUAAUUGUAACAGAACUUAACCGUUAUAUUUUUCAAAAAUAAGAAUUCUAUGGCUUUAAUUUGAUUUUUUUUUUUUUUAAUGUUAUUAUUUUCAUGAAUGUCAUCCUUUUUUGUAUUUGGUUUAUCCAUUACUUGGUUGAUGUUUCAUGUGAAUUAAAGAUCGACAUGAAUGUAAAUAGUUGUGUAUUAUAAUGGUAAUUGCACAUAUAGGAAGAAAAUAUUUCAUAUCAACUCACUCCCCAAAAUAAAUCCAAAUUAUUUAAUAUAUUGCUCUGGGUUAAGAUUUAACUCUUGAUUUUGUAUGUCAUGGCACUUGGAAAAAAAAACAAUAAUAAUGGAGUUUUUAAUUAAAAUGCAGUUG
This is a messenger RNA of Neoarius graeffei (lesser salmon catfish), 10989 nucleotides long. RefSeq names its product zinc finger, ZZ-type with EF hand domain 1 (gene zzef1). Bases 153 to 9116 code for a protein of 2987 amino acids. Gene Ontology annotation, biological process: protein ubiquitination; regulation of synaptic plasticity. NCBI's taxonomy places the organism in Eukaryota, Metazoa, Chordata, Actinopteri, Siluriformes, Ariidae. The record is from RefSeq and is a predicted model, not a curated record. The transcript has 53 exons. Gene Ontology annotation, cellular component: postsynapse. Gene Ontology annotation, molecular function: calcium ion binding; ubiquitin-like protein ligase activity; zinc ion binding.